ACACCUAUAUAUGCUUCUAGGAAGAGUUGACUACCUUUGGAAUCAUAAAAGAUACCUAUAUAUGCUUCUAGGAAGGGUUGACUACCAUUAGUCAUUAAGACAUCAUCUCUCGCGGUGCAUCUUCUCGUAGAUCCCCACAGUCAUUGUCAAAUCCAAUAAUGGGGAUAUCUUGGCCAUUUCAACUGCAGAAAUGAGAAGUAUAUACUACCGUGCAGCUUGGAGUACUAUCAGUUUUAUGACAUCCGGUACUGUAAAGAACACACCAGGAAAACGUCUCAGCAUGUGUUUUUCAAAUAUCCAUAUAUGUGCAUGUACAUAAUGCACUUACCAGCAACUUACGUAUGCAUACGUGUACAAUUUGCACGUGUGUAUUAGUCCAAGUAGCGUGUAUUGUUUUAAGUACAGUACAUAAUCAAACCAUUGCACAUGCAUAUUUGGAUUCAGGCAAAACACGUGUACGUAUGUAGAUAUAUGUAGUCAUGUGUGCAUAAGUGUUAAUGUGUAUAUGAAUUUUGUAUCUACAAGUGUGGUGUGCUUUGCAGUCACAUUCAAACACACUUGCAUGUAUUCCGAAUAAUUAGGUGCGUUGCCCACACCAGCCAGUUAGAGUAUAGCUUACAAAGACUCAUAGCCUAGAGAUAAUGCUUGCAGCCAAUGAAAGAAGACGGUAGAGAAGUUGGAAAUGGAAGCCACUGAUUGGCCAAAGCCAUUCUUUGGUAGUAGAAUACCCGCAGAGUUAACAGUCGGCUUGAAAAUGACGGCGUGUUCUUCACCAAGUAUACGUGGAUGAAUUUUGGCCAAGGUUUCCUGAUUUUGACCCCAACAUUACUGCAUUCAGUGAGAAUGGAAUAUUGUACAAUAGAGACCCAAUUUCUGGUGGAAGUUGCAAACCAUGAAGCCAUCUGUAUAUGGUGGCAUGCAGAGCUCAUACAGAAGACCCUCGACAAAUACCAAGGUUUAUUCGGCGUCAGUCAAGGAGUUGUAUUACUUCAUUGCUGGACAACCUCAGAAGUUCAGAACACUAGUUUUUUAACAAUGAAACUCAGUGGAAGAAAAAUGGAUUUACGGUAUGGAAAUGCAGCUUGCAAGGAAGCAAAAGGACUUUCCCCCCUAGGCAUUCAGCAUGGUUCUUCAAAUACCCUCAACAUCUAGGCUACCACCUCCUGAGAGAACACACUAAAAUGAUCUCUUUUGCAUGUUUAGUCAAAGUGUUAAGAGAACUGGUACCAGAUAGCAUGCGGGAGUCUUUACCUGUUGCACCUUCGACGACUCCUGAUGAAAUAUUACUUGCAACAUCAUGUCAGCCCAUACGGCAAACCAGCAGGAUAGCAGCCACAUAUAGCAACCGAGGGAGAGGAAAUUACCUAGUUGGGCCUGUUAACCACUUUCUUCAUCACUGAGUCCGGUAGUGAUCCGACUGCAGGGGGCAGCCAUUCUUGGCGCCUUUGUCUUGUUUACCUCACUGCAUAUGCUUGUUACAAAGCUUUUGUACGUAUGUAUAGUUUUAUAAAGUUGUUUUACUACUGCUACCAUCAGAUAUAUUAUUAUGGACCUUAAGGAACCAGAAUAUGUUUUAUUGAAUAUAAGGGCACACUUUGUAUUAUUAUUUUAUAUCGAAUUCUCUCAAUUCUUCUAAUGACUUGCUUCUCUGGCACAAUGUUAUUUCUAAGCAGCUGUCCGAUGUUCAUCAAGCUUUCAGUCAACAGAAUUGCGGGACGGUGUUAUCGCAGACGGAGGGUCAAGGACAGACUAAGAGUCGGCAACAGGUACUAUUCAGGUGUGUCUUGUAGGUCGGGAACAGGCUGUAGUCGUUAAUCCAUUUUCUUAAGUUUCUUUCAGGAUUCUUAAGGACAUACGUCUACAAGUUUUGGUCGCCUCGUUUUGGCCAUCCUCAAGACAGGAUUGCUGUGUGCAGUUAAAUUGGUGGGAUUGGCGCUAUUUACUGCAAUCAAGUGGCUUGAGGGGUCUGGUAGCCUAUUUUUCAUUGGGCACUUCUUGUGCGUCACUUGUGAUGUCAUCAAGGGGACGGCUUCUAAGUGGCUGUCCUUUCCGUGGGCGGAGCCUCAUUCUCAUCAGUGUUAAUGGAGGUCUGCUCGAAGGGCAUGCUGCUAGGUCGUCCUCAGGGUGAGAGCCCAU
Molecule: messenger RNA, 2136 nt
Organism: Macrobrachium nipponense
Lineage: Eukaryota; Metazoa; Arthropoda; Malacostraca; Decapoda; Palaemonidae
Exons: 5
Coding region: 787-1152 (121 amino acids)
Source: RefSeq, a predicted model, not a curated record